AGAACUGCCUUUUGUCAGUUGCGAGGUCGUGUACUCUGGCCAAAAAUAUUCUAAGAUUAAUAAUUAUUUAAGGAAUCAAAUACAAUUAAAAAAAAAGUUUAAUCUCCAGUGAGAUGGUUUGAUAACAGAUUGCGAGCCCGCAGGCCAUAGCGUUUGUGAAUCAACAACUUGGGAUCAGCGAUUUACGUAACAGCUCGGCAUUUCUUGUUUUCAGGACCGCUUUGUCGGUGACUGCAUCAUUAAAGCUGAGUGUGUGAUACACGGUCACAAUUUUAUCCUGGUAGGAGGGAAGACCAUGGCUGAGCAUCUGUCCCAGAGUGAACUGGACUAUCCUUUUAAACUUUUGGAGUUUUUCAACGGCUUCAGAAUCUCUAAGGUGAUAUUCUCAGCAUGUGAGCUGGGGGUGUUCGACCUGCUGUUGCAGUCCCAGAGGGCUCUGAGUGCAGAGAUGGUGGCGCGGGAGCUGGGCACCAGCGUGGACGGAGUGGAGAGGCUCCUGGAUGUGCUGGUGGGAAUUGAGAUCCUGGAGGUGGAGACAGUAGAGGGAACAGUUUUCUACAGUAGCACUGAUGUAGCAAACCUCUACCUCGCCAAGAGCAGUGCCAAAUCUCUUCACGACAUGAUCCUGUAUCAGUCUCAAACUAUCUACCCACUCUGGAACCACCUAGCAGACGCCGUGAGGGAAGGGAAGAACCAAAACCAAAAGACGUUUGGCCUUUCAGCGGAGGACAUCUUCCAAACUAUUUACAGGUCAGACGAAGAGAUGCUGAAAUUCAUGGGUCUGAUGAACUCAACGUGGUCCCUGGAUGGACACGACGUUGUGACGGCGUUCAACCUUUCCAGUUUUCCCACAAUAGUCGACCUCGGAGGUUGUUCGGGGGCGUUAGCUCGUGAGCUGGCCCGGGCCUACCCCUCCUCCUCGGUCACAGUGCUGGACCUGCCCAAGGUCAUCCACAUGGCCAGGGAACACUUCUCUGAAGAAGGGGACACCAUCCUCUUCCAGGAGGGAGAUUUCUUUGACGGGGAGAUCCCAGAGGCUGAUUUGUACAUCCUGGCGAGAAUCCUCCACGACUGGAAGGAGGAGAGGUGUGAGCAGCUGCUAAGGAAGAUCCACGCCUGCUGCCACACAGGCGGGGGAGUUCUCCUGGUGGAGGCUCUGCUGCUUGAGAACAGACGUGGUCCUGUCAUGGCCCAGAUCUUCUCCCUCAACAUGCUGGUGCAGACCGAGGGAAAGGAACACCCUCCCUCCCAGUACUCACGCAUGCUGACCGCCGCCGGCUUCCAAAGUGUCCAGGUCUGCCGGACCGGGAAGUCCUACGACGCUAUACUGGCCAUCAAGUGAGCCUCUCCAAGUUCUUAGACAGAAGUCUUGGAGGAGUGUGGUAAAGCUACCUGGGUCAGAUAACUUGUUUGUGAAAAGCAGUUUAGUGUCUGCAUGACCUUGCCUCUCUGUGCUGGUUACAAUGGUAACAGCUCCUUCCACAGACCUCUUCUGCCCCUCUGUGAUCCAGCGCGUCCCUUUCAGAUGUCCGGGAGACAAAUGUUUGGUGUCCACCUCGUAAUGACACUGGUGAUCUUAGACAUUUAGAUACAUUUCUUAUUUGUGUUUCACAGUAACCAUAUCACUGUUUCUGAUAUCUACCUGAGAUUCAGUAUUGUUUUAAUCAUAAUUGUGAAUAACAUAAGAUCAUAUCCAUUAACUCACAAAUAAUUACAGUAUCAUAUCUGUAUCCUUAAUGAAU
This is a messenger RNA of Osmerus eperlanus (European smelt), 1742 nucleotides long. It is a transcript of the gene asmt2, whose product is annotated as acetylserotonin O-methyltransferase 2. NCBI's taxonomy places the organism in Eukaryota, Metazoa, Chordata, Actinopteri, Osmeriformes, Osmeridae. Gene Ontology annotation, molecular function: acetylserotonin O-methyltransferase activity. The transcript is spliced from 9 exons. The record is from RefSeq and is a predicted model, not a curated record. Gene Ontology annotation, biological process: methylation; melatonin biosynthetic process. Bases 296 to 1342 code for a protein of 348 amino acids.